Scatophagus argus is the source of this 3841-nucleotide messenger RNA. RefSeq names its product cingulin-like. Gene Ontology annotation, molecular function: protein binding. The coding region runs from base 1655 to 3490 and encodes 611 amino acids. Lineage: Eukaryota; Metazoa; Chordata; Actinopteri; Scatophagidae. The record is from RefSeq and is a predicted model, not a curated record. The transcript is spliced from 18 exons.
CAGUCAGUACCUGAUCAGCUGCAUUGAUGAUGUGUUCAGUGUUUUCUCCUGUCAAAACGUGUGCUGGCUGUGAAGCUUUGCUGCUUUUCCUCUCAACGUGUUUGUGAUCGUGUUGAGCUUUGGACUGUUGGUCGGACUGAACAAACUCUGUGAAGGAGUCCCUUUGGGACCACAUGUCUCACUGUUUGGACACCAGUUGGACAAACCAAACAAUCAGGGGAUUCAUGGAGAAAACAAUCAGCAAACAAUCAUCAGCUGCAGUCAACAUGAGCUCCAACAGGAAGCUCCUGCAGGAGUCACAGCCAGCUGAUCUGAGGUCAGACAGGACAGGACGACAGGGGACGCUUUACUGCAGUACUCUGAGUACUUUCAGUACAUGCUCCUGUUUACUGAAGUAACACUGUUCAGUGCUGAUGAUGAUAAACUCAUCUCUUCUCGAGGUAAAACAUUAAUGUGGUCAAAGUCUGAUUGAUUUAACUCUGCACACACGUGGAGAAAUCGCCUUUAAAAAAACAGAAUAAAGAGUAUUAAUAGUGCAAACUUUAAGUAGUACCUGUACAGUGUAGGUGAGUACACCAAGAAGUGAAGCCUCCUACGCACACACACAGUGGUCGUGCACGUGACAGUUUAACUGAGAGGCCCUCUGAGCUGCUCAGAGCUGCAGAUAAGCGUGUUAGCAAUGUUUGGUAUGCGGCGCUGCAGAGCACGAAGCCGAUUCAGUCCAAGUGACAACCGGACGGCCACGAAUCGUCACCAGUUUAACCAAACCCAAACAGAAGAACAGCAGUUUGUUUCAGAGGAAAGUUAAAGAAACAAACAAACAUUUUAGAUCCUCAUCAAAUGUUCACGUAAAAAAUCAUCAGUUCAUAUGUGAGACUGUUUAAUCUUCUCCAAACAAAACACUGGUGUCGUGUUGUUCAGGGUCUGUCAAAAAUCUCACACCAACGUUUUCAUUUUGUUUGCAUGUUUUGGAUUUGUGUGUUUUUGACCUGAUUUUUCAUUUUCACUUUGCUUCUCUGUGAUGUGAGACCUCGAAGUUCUGGUCACAUGAUCAAAGAUGGUCGUCACUCGCUCCACCACCGCUGACCCACACUCACGUAUCCCCUCCAAAACUUAAUGGGUUCUUUCUUGGUUCACACUCCUUCAUCCAGCUUUUGUGUGUCCCUGCUGACAAAGCAACAAACCAGACUGAAGCCUGACCUCCUCUGUGAGGUAAUGGGGGCGCUCUCCACCAGCCGAGAGCCAAGGCCUCAAACCGGGUUCAGCUGACCCCAUGUGAGCUGCUUCACAGUCGGCUGCAAACCGCUCCAGUGUGAGCUGAAGGUCACAAACUGAUGGAGCCAACAGAACCACAUCACCUCCAAAGGCCGGGGUUCUAAACCAGAUGCGCUCCCCACUCAGCUGCGCCCUGAGAUCCUGUCCAUCACAAACAGGAAGGGAGACGAGGGACUGCAGUCCACCAUUCACUGAAAUGAUUGUAGUUUUAUUUUGAAGAGACAGUUUGGUUGGUUGUGCUUUAAAUGUGUUUCUGUGAGUCCAUUCAUCCCUGCGGAAGAGUUUUCUUGCUGGCUUUCACCAGGAUUAGUGUGUGUGUGUGUGUGUCCGCAUAUAUAAGCUGGUGGACUUUUGUUCAGUGGAAGGUUGGGGUUUCAGGAUGAAGUCUGCUCUGUUUCUGCUUCUGCUCCUGUGUUUGUCUCAGGCCAGUCAGGGACAGUUGGAGGCUUCUGUCCCCCAGGAGGACAGUGUCAGGACAGGUUUGGAGGAUGUGCAGAUGAGGGCUGGUGUCCCCCCAGAGCUCCCUGUCCUCUGGGAUGAGCUGUGGGGUUUAAAGGAGCUGGUCCUGAGUCUGAAAGCAGUGGAGGUGGAGCAGCGUCAGGCCCUGCGGAGCAUGGAGAGCCGGCUGAGGGACAGGGAGGUGGAGGCCGAGCAGCAGAGACGCAGUCUGGAAGGACUACAGGAGACGUCGGUCCAUCAGAGGGAGGAGCUGCUGCAGCUGAACUCAGAUCUGAGGAGGAAGGUGAAGGAAGUGGAGGAGCAGAGCGGAGCUCAAGCGGUCGACUUUUCGUCUGAAGUGUCGACGCUGCAGUCCAGACUGAACAGCAGCGAGAGCUCAGUGGAGGAGCUGAAGAGGAAGAGCACAGCUCUGUCGGCGGAGCUGCCGUACCUGCAGACAAGACUGAGGGCGAGUGAGAGCACAGUGGAGCAGCUGAGGAGGAAGAGCGCAGUGCUCGCGGUCAGACUGUGUAACGCUGAGAGUGUGAUGGAGGAGCUGACGAAGCAGAUCUCAGCGUUCCCAGCCUCCAACAGUUCGGCUCCAGCUGAAGUGUUUGAGCUGGAGCGUCGACUGAACGUCCGCCCGGAGGGGCUCGACACCAGCACACAAGGUCAGCUAUCAGACCUAAGCAGCAGACUGAACUCCAGCCAGCGUCACCUGGAUGAGCUCAGUAGAAGCGCUGCAGACCAAACAGGUCGGCUGAAGUCUGUGGAGAGACGAGUGGAUGAGCUGCAGACAGAAAAUACAGCUCUGACUGACAGACUGAGUGUCGCUGAACGUCACCUGGAUGAGCUGCUGACUCAAGCCACAGGUCAGGCAGAUACAGUGAAGCAGCUGCAGACUGAUGGGGCAGAUCAAACCUCCAAGCUGAUGAACCUGCAGAGAAAACUGAAUGUGACUGAGAGUCUGUUGGACGCAGUGAGCGCAGAGCUGGAGGUCAGGCUGGGAGUCUCUGAGACGCACCUGGAUCACCUGAAGACUGAACACGCAGAGCUGGAGGUCAGACUGAGAUCCACUGAGACACAGCUGGAACAGCUGGAGAAUCACACUGCAGCUCUGGAGGUCAGACUGAGUGUCGGUGAGAAGCACCUGGACGAUCUGAAGACAGAACACACAGUUCAGUCCGUUCAGCUUUCCUUGAUGGAGUCCAGACUGACAGACGGACACAACAACACUACAGAGCUGGAGAUCAGACUGAGCGUCGGUGAGAAACAGCUGGAACACCUGAAGACUGAACACGCAGUUUUGAGCUUCAGACUGAAUGAAAGUGAAGUUCGUCUGCAGAAGCUCACAGACACCAACUCAGAUGAGCUGAAUGUUGCUUUCUCAGCCGGUCUGACCGAUUCAGGAUCAGUCGGACCAUUUGAUGAGGAGACCACUCUGAUUUUCUCCAAAAUGAUCACCAACGUGGGCCAAGCGUACAACCAGACUGCAGGUGUGUUCACAGCUCCAGUCAGAGGACUUUACUUCUUCAUCUUCACGGUUGCAGAUUACCUCAAAGGUUACAUGGGCCUCUACCUGUACUGGAAUAACCAGCCAAUCAUCUUCAACCUGGAGCUGAAUGACCACGGCGGCUACGCCUCCAUGUCCAACGGCGUGGUCCUGCGGCUGGAGGAAGGCGACGUGAUCCGCCUCAGUCUGCCAGCCAGCUACCGCCUCUACGACGACUCGCGAAACUUCACCAUUUUCUCCGGUUUCUUGCUGUUCCCCCUCUGACUGGACAGCAACAGGAUCGGGGUGGGAGUGAGACAUCCUGUCAUCACUAAACUAUCUUCAUCAGACUGGAACUGAGUAGGAGUGGACGUCUGUCUUGAUGUGGUGACUGACUUCCUGUGGUGACGGCCGGGAUGGAUUGAGGUCUGAAGACAAAACUGAUGUGAGAAACAGAUCGUGUUUCCACCUGUGAAGUUGAAGAACAUUCGUAAACAGAUAACUGAUGAAAAAAUGUGAACAGAAAGGAAGUCCAGCUGCACCCAGCGGCUGUUCAGAGCUGCCCAUCAGAUCAGCUGAGUGAUCAGUAAACACACUGAGGAAAAGUUUCAGCCUCCAUGAUGGCUGGACAUAAAU